AUGGAUUCAACAGUUUCACCACUCCUCGCGCUCCCAGCAGAAAUCCGAAAUCAAAUCUACUCCUACGCCUUGGUCGAUGACCUGGAACAAUGCGUCCACGACAUGCCCCACGCCUGCAGUCUAUCCUCCAGCAAACGUGGUCAAGCCUUCCAGAUCCCAUCCUGGACGUACACAUGCCGUCAAUUCCGUCAAGAAGCCGGGAGUCUCUGGAUGUCGGAAGCAACGUUCAACUUUCACGCCAUUGCGCAUGUUACGAAGUGGUUAGGGAGCAUUAAUGUGAAGCAUCAAAGCGUCAUUCGGACUGUGAGGAAGUGGGUGCCCAUGCACCAAAGGGCAGGGGCGGAGAAAUUGUUGGUCGCGACUUGUAAAGCUUUGGAGGAAGGUGGAGCUAUAUUGGCGAGUGACGCGCUGAUGGUUGGAUAUUUCGAUGAUACGGAUCGUGCGAGUAGGGAGGAUGGAGGUGUGAGCUGGAUUAGAGGUGUUGGGGCGAAGGUUGCCGUGAAGACUGCGAGGAGGUUGAGUGUUACUGCGGCUGAAGCGGAGUAUUUGUAUCAUUGA
Messenger RNA from Fulvia fulva, 558 nucleotides. RefSeq lists its product as uncharacterized. The record is from RefSeq and is a predicted model, not a curated record. The transcript has a single exon. NCBI's taxonomy places the organism in Eukaryota, Fungi, Ascomycota, Dothideomycetes, Mycosphaerellales, Mycosphaerellaceae. The coding region runs from base 1 to 558 and encodes 185 amino acids.